Molecule: messenger RNA, 222 nt
Organism: Aspergillus lentulus
Lineage: Eukaryota; Fungi; Ascomycota; Eurotiomycetes; Eurotiales; Aspergillaceae
Source: RefSeq, a predicted model, not a curated record
AUGGACCCUAGUUGUGCAGAGUGUGGCCUAUCGGCGUCUGAGAGUAAUAUUGCAAUGCAAAAUGACCUUGCGACGCUCUUUGCAAAACAGAUGAGCGUCGGGUCUGAACCACCAAAGGACAAAAAAGUCCUCCGUCCGAUCGUUUAUAGUAUCACACAGCACUACCAUCAUUCCUCGCAUGUGGCGCGCCAGGCAGCAACAGAGCCCAUGGACUUAAGCUGA